Corticium candelabrum is the source of this 1386-nucleotide messenger RNA. RefSeq lists its product as uncharacterized. NCBI's taxonomy places the organism in Eukaryota, Metazoa, Porifera, Homoscleromorpha, Homosclerophorida, Plakinidae. The transcript is spliced from 3 exons. Gene Ontology annotation, cellular component: nucleus. The coding region runs from base 86 to 1174 and encodes 362 amino acids. Gene Ontology annotation, biological process: regulation of transcription by RNA polymerase II. The record is from RefSeq and is a predicted model, not a curated record. Gene Ontology annotation, molecular function: DNA-binding transcription factor activity, RNA polymerase II-specific; RNA polymerase II transcription regulatory region sequence-specific DNA binding.
CACUGUGACAACGAAAAAAGUUGGUCUUGUCAGCACGAUAUUUUACGAGUUCUUUCGGCCUAAGUGCUGCCAUACCGCCGGCAGAAUGACGAGCUCUAGGUCGUGCACAUGGAGCCACGUUCUCUGCCGGCGAAAAUCCGGGCUAUACAUUCGCUAUGCCAUUUGUUGUAUGUGCGACGACAAACUAGAAGUUAGAGGACCUUCUGGCGAGAUGCUAGAAUUCCAGCGACCUCGAGACGAUGCAAUGACAAUUCUAGACGUCGUAAUUGACAGAGAUCCUCCAGUCAAGCAACUCAAUGUAGGAUGCGCUGUCUUGGCCUCUGUUUCUUCCUACGACUCCGACGUAAUGUGUCAACCUGCAACAUUUGUUUUGGCGACUAUCAAGAAAAAAACCCACCGUCCAGUAAUGAUUGAAGUAGAGUUUGACGACAACAGAAGUCGAGAAUGGCUUACGAGAGAUAAGAUAAGGACAAUGGUUCCACCAUGGCCUCGACGUUCGCGAAAGUCUAAUCCGCGCAGAAGACCGAGAAAGGGAGAGAUUGACGUGCUUCCUCACGGAGUUUUACGAAAAUUCAACGGGAGCCAAUGGCGCCAUUUGUGCCGCACUCAAAACUGCUUGAGAGAAGCCCAACGUGACGGCAGUUGCUCUAAUCAUCUCGGUGGUGGAAUAAAAAAGGGUAGAAGGUCUAGUGUUAGGCCAGUACACCAAGCCAGUCUGUCUUCUGUUGCCUGCAGUUCCAGCAUUGAGACGUCAAGCGACAGAGACAGAAUGGCUGCCGCAGAGGGUCUCGUGGAACUUCAGACGUCAAGAGUCGAACAGCAAAAGCAAACCUGUACUAUUUCAGAGCCCGGUCAGAGAGAGUGUCAGGGUAACUGUGUUAUGUCCACAGCUUUGUCACCAACAUGGCGAGGCAUUCGAUUCCAGAACUCCGAGACACCGUUACAAGUGUAUCCCUACCAGAAGGUUCAGCUAUUGCCUGCUCUCUCGUCUUCAUCUACUAGAGAAAACGUCAACGGACGACUAUCUGCUUCUUCUAUUCCAUGUCUUUCUCCAACUCUCCAUUCUUCAUCUACAAGCUACAGCUGGGAGUCUAGGCUCGCCUGUUUCCAACAUCGUUUUCUACCCGUCAGUCUGCCCUCUCCACCGACAUCUCCUUCCUGGCCUUUCAUGUAACCUUAGACGCCCUGUAGGUCGAACUGGAAACAAGGUAGGUGUAAGGUGUUGUUGUGUUCAAAUAUUUGACUAAAUACGUUCGAUUUCGACAGUUUUCUUCUGUUAGUUUUACAUGUAGUACACAUUUAGAACACGCAGAUCUUCAUUAUUAUUGUCAACUUGACGUUAAUUAAUUAAUUGCUAUUUUUGCGUUAUACGAACAGUUGGGUUCU